GUGUGAUUCGGGUGUGUGGAAUUGUUUAAUAUAGCCGAUGGAAUUCCGUCGCUUUGGACAUAAAUUCAACUGAAUCCAGCAUGGAAAACUCAGACAACAACUAUACAGCUGUUCCGAUGGAACAAAGGCGACCUAACAGCGAUCACAAAGAACAUGCCUUGGAAAAACCUUUUGACGAAGAGUUCUGGGUGAAGGUGAGUGGCACGCUUUCGCUUUUAUCCAUGCAGUUUGUUUUGAUUACUAAAACAUAAUUUCUUGAUCUUCACAAACACUAUUUUCAUGGGCUUGCUGUUUGUAUUUACUCUAAACCUCAUAAUAGAUCAUGUAAACACAAAUAAGUUGCGUUUGUCAACUAAAGGAUCGUGUUAUUUAUUCCUAAGUUGAAUCUUAUCGCAAGCAUGUUAUAUUUAAUAUAACAAUCGUAGGAUUGAAUGAAAGCUAAUAUACCAUAGCAUUCCUUUUGAGCUAGAUGGUUUGGUUACAGUUUAUUCUUGGAUAUACGCUGUGUGAUUAACGAACCUCUUUGUUUUUCUCGUUUGAAAUUUGGCUAUUAAACGUACAGCGUUGAAAAGCAUACAAUCCUUGAUUUUUCGAAUAUAAAUGUCAACUGUCACUUAACUUUUCAUUCGCGUUCGAUGUUUCUGACAUGAACUGCCUUUGAAUCACUUAUGAAGGCAGUGAAGUCUGUUGUAAUUGUUGAUAAUGCCUUCUCUUGGAAGAUAUCAAGGAAUAACUCAAUUGUGAUGACUGCUGUCAUCCUUUCUUCCUUUCUUUUAACUCAUUAAUUCCCAUAAGUGUUCAAUACAGAAAUUCUCUUUACAAUAUCAAUACAACAUCAAGCCAACAAGUGAUGGGAAUAAAGCAAAAUAUCAGUCAGGGGUUAAAUAGUUGAUCCAAUGCCAAAUUCUCACAACUAACAUCACAAGAAUUGUAUGACAAACAGUAAGGAGGAAUUUGCUUCUGAGAUCUUGGAGAGGAAGUGCUCAGAGUGGAGUGAUAUGUACCUCACUUAUCUCAGAUGACUCUUAAGCCAAGACACAAAACAGCUAUAAAAGCUUGUGCAACAGGUUUCGCUGGCAAAGCAUAUGAUAUACAAGUAUACUGUAUCCAAAACAAGUCAUAAUUCAGGGAUCAUAUUAUUGCUGUGCAUGCAGUACCAUUUGCAAACUGUAUGGUUCCAAUAUAUCCAAUUUGCUCUUACUCUACUUACUAGGUAGCAAUACUGUUGUUGUUAACUCUUCAACCUGUUAUAGUGACUAGUAUCUUAUUUUUCCUUACAAUAUCAGCCCCGAAUCAUAUAUUAAGUAAACCCUUAAGCCCCUAAGAGUGACCAGCAUCUAAUUUCUCCUUACAGUAUCACCCCUGAAUCAAACCUAAAAGUUAUGAGAAUAGAGAAGAUGAUCACCAUAAAGCACCUCUUGAUUGUAAAACAAAUUCUCCUUCUCAGCUUCUUUGGAAAUGUAUAGAGAACAGUAUGGAGUUUAUGCAUACUGAUGUUAGGGUGUAAAAGAUUAAGGUCACAAGAACAAAGGAAAUCUGCUCCGAUGCAUUUUUUUUUUCUUCUCAGAAUUAUAAAUCUUACCAGACUAGGUUUGCUUUGCACAUCUCUCUUCUCCAGAGCACACAUGUAGUAAGUGAACAGAUCUGACCUUUGAAAAUAUUUUAACUAUAAGGUACAAGAAAAGUUUAAUGCAGGAGACGUGUCGUGGAAUAGAGCCAUGGAUGAAGUUCGCACUGACAGACUGAUAGCUGUUCAUGGUAGAAACACCCUCUUGGUGAUCAUUCGUGAUUGGCCAAUCAGUGAAAAGUAUAGAGAUAAACCAGAACUGAUAGCAAGUCUCGAAUACCUGGUAUGUAUCGACAAAGUUUGCGAUGGUAGUAUUGACUCUUUAGGUAUGGGCUGUAUUUACAAUGUAUCUAUGGUGUGGUAAAGACAUCUUGCUUGCCAAAAUCCCUAAAAUGUCAGAUUUUGUGUGGCUUUCAUCGGCAUAAAGCUACAACUAGUAUUGUUACUCCCCACCUCCUCCUCCUAUAUAUGGGAUGCUGGCCCAUGGCAGGCUCAACCUUCCAGAAUUUUGUCAGGUAUCUCUGGUGCAGUAGUUUGCCAGCAAUCAUUUGUUUUCCUAAACAGAGAGAGACACCCCCUGAGGGUAAAUUGUCCUUCUCAAGAACACAACACAUUAUUACGCAAGGUGGACUCUGAUCAAGACUUUUCAAAAUUGAUUGCAGUGAAUGACAAUGUAUUAGGCAGGAUAUAAUCACUUUAACCCUCUGAUCCCCUAAGAGUGAUUAGCAUCCAAUUUCUCUCAACAGUAUCAUCCCUGAAUCAAACAAUAAGGUCACGAGAAAAAGAAAAUGAUAACCAACUGAAGAGGCUCUUGAUUGUUAAACAAAUUCUCCUUGCCAGCACUUGAGGAAAUGUAUAGAGAACAUUAUGGAGAAUAUGCAUACUGAUGUUAGGGUGUGAAGGGUUAUGGGGCCCAGGCUUGACCCAAAUUGGAGUGUUCCACUUUGGUUGGUAAGACAACAUGCUAGAUCACAAAGAAAAACCAACAGUUUUGCUUUUUUUCUCUUGUGAAAGUCAGCAUUCAAAAUCUCCACAAGAACUGAUAAAGAUAUCCUUAACUGUCUUACAUGUACUUCCUUCUUCACAGAUCAGCCGUUUUACUGAAAUUAUUUUGGACAAAGACAAUGACGAAGAGUACAAGUAUUUCCGUGUGGAUGAAGACUUUGCUCGUCCAACUUUGCUUCACCUGGCUGCAGAACAGAAUUUUCUUCAUGUGACCAAGUUGCUUGUUGAAAAGUACCCUUCACUUGUUUACCUAGAAACAGAGGAAGUGGCUGGUGAAAGGCCAUAUUUACCUGUUGAAAAAGCUCUGAUGUCACACAAGGAUGAAACAGCGGCCUAUCUGAUAUCGCAGAUGAAACAUGACUGGUCAGUACAGGAACCCUGUUGACUCACAGUGUUCUGAUUUGGGAUAAAAGUAUAGGAAAAAAUGGUUUGAUCUCAGUAACAUUGUUUGGAAUUUUUUCUUCCAUAAUAUUGAUAUUAUAAUAUGAUAUCAUUACAUUGUACUGGUAGAAGAAAUUUUAUUUGAUUGAUAUUCACUUAUUGGUUGUUUUUAACUAUGAAUUUACGUUCAUUGAAUUUUUAACAUUUUUAGAAAGGGAGUGAAUUAUCCACAGUAUUUCAACUUGACAAGAUUCUGUUUUUCACAAAUAAAGGAUAAUAAGAUAAGAUUUCAUGCUCAGAAAAAGUAAUUAAAAAAAAAACUCUGACAUUAUAAUAUUAAAAUUUCAAGUUGCACUAUUUUUGUCAUCAUUUGAUGGCUUGAUUUUUUUGUAGGCUAUAAAUGGCUAUUGCCCUGAUUUGGAUGAAUAAUUGUGCUGUGUUGUUCUUGAGGAAAGUAUUUUGUUUUUAUUUUCCAGGGUCCAUGAACUGUUUUUGUAUGACAAUGACAUGAGGUUGAAGAGAGCCAAAUUUAAAUUUACGGAGAUCAUCAGCCAUAGAGAUCCAGAAACAAAGAAACUGGACAUGCAGGUAUAAAAUACUAUUUAUAAACAAAUUAAUGUUAUGUUUCCUCACCUUACCACCUCUCCAAAAACUCCAGGAAAUACAUUGUUUAGUGGGGUUAUUUUGAAACAGUAGGUGACAACUGCGCAUUUAGGUCUUCAAUAGAGACAAAUACUCCCCCCCUCCUCUACUGAAAUAGCAUAAAGAGCAACCUCCCCCUCCCCAAUGGAAUGCUAGUCCAAUUUAGUUACAUCUCCACCCCUCCCUCCCAUGAUUCUAUCAGAUUUCCUCUAUUCUUCAUUUGGGACCUGUUAAAUAUCCUGGAUGGAAUAAGAAAGAAAAUGAGCAAUGAGUGACAGAGAUGGAAAUGAGCAAGCGAAGUGUCUUGUCCAAGAACACCAGCAAGAGAAUUAGACUAUUUCCUUUAAAUUUUCUCACCAGAAAACAGUUGUAGCUGUAUUAGAUCAGCUUGUCAACCCUCACUGGCCAUACCUUCCAGAGAAGAUAAAGGAGACAGGAGAGAAAAGUGAUCGUAUCGAAAGGGCAUGGAGCAGUGUUCCUGAUGAUCCAUUAAAUUAUGAUUUUUUCUAUCAUGUGCUGGAAGCUGAUGACCUGGGACAGGAACCAAAGGAUGAUGAAGGGAACUUGAUUGAGGAGUUUAAUACAAAGUCUAUGUCCCCCCUUCGAUGUAUUGCAGAAAGUGAUGAUAAGGUACCUAAAAAACUAUUCAUACUGUGAAACAUACUGUGUGCUUUUGGUAGGCUGUUGGUCAAUACAAUGUUGAAUGCAAUUUGUUGCAAUUUAUGGUCACAGUAAAUUUUUGUCAAUUCCCCCCCCCCCCUCCUCCCCUGCCCUGAACCCAAACCCCCAAAAGGAGGAGCAGCCUUUUGGAGGCUCUCACUUUAUGGAAGUAACUUGUUUUCACUCACUAAUAGCCUAGCUUGGGUUAAAAGAGUGGAUAGGUAACGUAUUCCGUUUUCCAGAGUUAGUUCCCAAUUCUUCAACUUGCAGCUACAUGUACACUGUAGCAAGUGGUGCAAACUGGGAUAUUGAGGCAGCUUGCUCGUAACGGUCACUUUGAAGGCCUCUGUCUAAGCUUAUGUUUCGUUAGAAACAAUCUUAAAGUUUCUACAUUUUGUUGAUAACAUCAAAGGAAUAUUUCAGUGACAGAAAAUGGUAAAAACCGAUUAAGAAUAGGAAUUGCAAUGGAGGAAACAAGAAAUAAUUCUUAAAGCACUGAAAUAUGGUAAAUUUUACAAGGAGAAAUAGGAAGAUUGUUUAUAUAAGAAGAGCGAGACUUGGCAAAAUGAUAUUCUGAAAGGAAGAGAGAAGGAACUGAUGCGUUCCUUUUAGGAAAAAAAAAGGGGAAGAAAAUAAUUAAUUUUUAGCCUUCGGAGAGACUCGAACUCUCGACCCCUGGUUUACAAGACCAGUGCUCUAACCACUGAGCUACAAAGGCUGAGAUGAGAAAGAGAUGUCUUUAUUUUUGUUGAUAUAUAUUUGGUUUCAUUCCAAACUAGCCAAAGCAGUUGUUAGGUGACCUACAUAUUUGUCGUGUCGCUUAUAAGACCAUAGUAAUCGAUAAACUUGUAUACCAUAAUUUUUUUGGUGUGUUUCUGUACCUCAGUCCUCAGUUUGAAGUUGUGUCUGAGGAUAUUUAGUGACUGAGACGUUUUAGUGCUUGUGGUUUUAUCAAGCUAUUUUUAUCAGCAGUAUACUGUUUUCCUGGGAGGUAAAAAAUAUUCCAGGAAAAAAAUUAUAGAUCUGCUCUGUUAAGUAGCUUAUUGCGGUGAGAUCUUCAACGAAAAUUUAAACAGUGAUUUCCAUUUGGAAUCCUUUUAUUAGAUUAUUGUCAUUCUUGAGAUGCAACAAUUCGCGAUGGACAAGCAAUCCUUGCAAAAUAUAACGAUUUUGUUCAAAUUUAGUAGCGAAACUAAUGGUUCCAGUAAUGCGCCAGUUUCGUUGACUUCCGUUCUUACCAUCUCAAACCUUACCAAAACCACCCUACUUAACCUCGUUUAACACAACCAAUACAACUAUUCUUGCUAUUUUUAUAUGUUCUCCCAUCUUAUCCCUGUUCCAUGCUUCAUGCGGCUUGACUUUGAGUUGAACUGUACCCGGAAUAAGUGCAAUUUUUUUUCAGAAAAAAUAAUUAUAGAACACUUAUAGGUGGGCAGUGUGACAAUCGUCGGUAACUUAAUCGAGAGUGUAUUUCGAUUGGGCGUCGCGAGAACAAAAGCAAGGCAAUCAAAACAGGAAAUCAGAACAAAGAAAAAGUUUAAACGAAAGCCAAAAGGAGUUUAAGUCAGAAAAGAGACAGAAUAAAUAUUUAAGCGCGGGAAAACGCGAGCGACCAAAUUGUGAUGCAGUUCAGUUUUGCAUCUUAUUGGUCGAGAAGUUGGCGCACGCUUUCCUGAUCAAUCACAGGGCGGAGCAAGGGAAACUUGCAAAAUCCCGCCUUAUUUCUGACACUCAGUGAAAAAUUGCUCGAUAUCUUUGAGUUGAGGCCGUUGUUUGGAUAUAAUAGCAAUAUAUAUAAUAUUUAGCAAAGUAACAAUGAAGACCGUAUUGACAUCACUGUUUUUUUUUCUUCAUUUUAGGAGGCGAUUCAACAUCCUGUGGUGCGAAUGUUGGUUAUGAGGAAAUGGAAUACGUUUGGUCAUUGGUGGUUUUGGUAAGAAUUUUGAAUUACCGUUCGCUCGAUGGAUUCGCACGUUUAAGCACAGGUGUCCCAGCCCACGUCUCGAUGAAAGCAAACGACUUUUUCCAGAAUUAAAAUUCAUGAAAGCAUCAUGCAUUGUGUGACGCGGUGUUAAGUUACGAGAGGAAUCGUUGAGAAUUUUAAUACGUUAUAUGGAAUAGUAAGGGGGAACGAAAUAUGAUCGAUUUACAACGAUAAAUAUUUCGAAAUAUGAACAUUUUACACGUAAAAUCAACAGAACUUACUCACAUCUUGUAUGUCCGUUGUGGUCUCUGCCUUUCUCUGCCGUUUAAAGCUUGCUUUGCCAUCACUGCUAUUACUUUUAUAAGGCGUCUUAUACGUUUGCUUUCUCUCGAGACGUGAGCUUGGGACACCUGUGGUUCAAUAUGCUGUUGGUCCCGUGAACUUCCCUUUGAUCUGAUUGUUAAUUCUCCCCUUUAGCUGUUACACAUUUCCUUGUAAAUUAGUUACGAGAAUUUGGUGUUAGAUCAAGAUGACAACUUCAACCUGAUAAGUCAGUAUUCUCAUUACCUUUUUGCUGGAUAGUGUUUGGAUAUAAUGGGGAGAAGUUACGUGUUAAUCACUUCUGGUAGUUACAGGGUCAAGACAAAUAGCCUAUAAACAUAGUUUGGAAAAAUCUAAAACCGGUUCUUUUUUCUGAGAAGCUCAAAUAAUUACGUCUUGCUCGUAACACAAAUACGCAUUCACUACAGAUGUGCUGCAGUAAAUGUCACUCCCACGAAUGUUAUCUUUCUCCAUUUCAGCGUUCAAGCGUCUUUCUACAUCGUGUUUCUAACACUGUUAUCAUACGCCCUCAUCUACGCUUCCACCCUUGAAGAUCCAACACAGUACAGUGGUCGUGCGGACGGUCUGCGUGCGUUCUGUGAAGUUAUCACUAUUAUCUUUCUGAUGUUUUAUUUCUUCGAAGAGAUCAACCAGGCCGGACGGUGAGUCCAGAAAACUCGCAGUUUAGAGUCAUUUUCAGCUGUCAUCCAGGAUUUUAUGAACUUUUGAACUGAACUUUAGUACGCUCUUGGCUGAUCCUUUUAACCAAUCAAAUACAAGAAUAAAAUCAAUUGCGACUUGGACACUGGCGCUAUCCUCUCAACCAAUCUUCGUGCUGUCUUUUUAACCAAUCAGAUGCAAGAGUGAAACCAAUCGCGACUGCGUUUCCCCGCGCUUCAGACAGUGUGCUUGUUUUCUCGUCGAGUUUUUAUCGGCUCCUUGUGUUUUUUUCCUUUGUUAUGAUUGACUUUUAACUUACUUCGGGUUUGGUUUUGUGACAUGCUAUACAGCUGUGAACAGAAGUAAGACUAAAGCUAUCUUAGUCAUUUCCAAUAUCUCUUGAAUCUUUCAAGCCAUUUCACAUCGAUUGCUCUUUCUGUAAGACCAGGGAAAUAUGGAAGCUUUUCUUUACGAAUCAACAACAUUGACAAAUUUCUAUAGUUUAAAAAAAAUCCGUUUGCGAGUGGGAAUUGACUAAUUGUCUUAGUCCACACAAACACGUGAUGUAAAUGGAGCCAUUUCAUGGGAAGAUCGUCUUAACCUACACUGAAUUUUAAUUUUUUUUCUUCUAUAGAACGGAAUCUAUUUGGAAUAGAUUUCAAGGUUGUUAAUUGUGUUCUAACAGCCCAAGAGGUUCAAGUAACUGUCAGUUUAACUGCUGUGUUUAUUUUCAGGGAGUGGAAAACUUAUUUCAAGGAUCCGUACAAUUAUUUUGAUUGGUUGGGUCUCAUUUUGACCUUCCUUGUGAUUCCUUUUCGAUUUGCCGAAGUCAGAUCUCAGUGGAGUGUGGCAGCCCUCGGUUAUCUGUUUAAUUUUCUCCGACUUUUCAAGUUUUCGUGCGUUACAAGGUAUUCAUGAUUUGUCAAUUUACAAUCCUUGUCACAAUUGUUGAAAUAUUUCCCCUUUCCCUUUGUUCAUGUUGAUAGUGGGACUAUAGGACCGCCUGUAGAAAACUCAAACUGGAAGGGGAGUGGAGUGUUACAAGGGAUCUUUGCGAUUAAGGCCUUACUAACCUUUUGCAACUUCAUCCGUUCAAACAUUUUAAUUCUAUCUCUUGAUGAGUAGAACAUGGUGUUCUAAAGAUUGUGGAGUACAAUGUCUAACUCACAACAAGAGGACCUUUAUUGGAUAAUGGAGAGAGAAGCAUGAGCUUCUUGUGAUCAUUAGUUUUUAAAAUGCCCCUUAAGUUGAAAAAUGGUCAUUUUUGUUAGUCUUAUUCUGACUGAUUUCAUUUUUGGCGAAAAUCCAUCAUGCAGUCAUUGCACCUCAGUUCAAAAGAGAGUGUGAGUGUUUUAUUUGUUACCAGUUCUUGUUUGAAUUGUCUGCCCAUGCCAUGCCGUGGAUCGAGUUGCAUUCACCUACCUUCAACUAAAAGCGCUGGUCUUGAGGUUUCCUUUUACUUGCUUUUGCUGCUCUAUUUUUUUGCUUGUGUUAAAUCAAUAUUUGUUUUUCGUCUAGAACUACUGGUCUGUAUACCAAGACUCUAGCCAAGAUCAUCUACCGUGACAUGACUCGUUUCAGUGUGGUGUUUCUGAUCGUCUUCAUCGGAUUUUGUGGCGCCAUGUUUAUGGCGCUGAAAGCCACAGGCUCGCAAGAACUCUUUACGUGAGGUUCUUUCCUAUAUUGUUUAAUACAUGGUUUUUUUUUCUCCUGCCUUUUAAUCAAGAGCCCAACCCCUUAAUUGAAUAAAAAGGUCAACGAAGGGUUACGAUAGGUUACGAAAAUCGUUGAGAAUUGGCGGAAGUCCACGAGAAUCCAUGAGAAAUCACGCUAAGAGCUUACGAAAAUUGGUUCGAAAAUAUAGCUGCAACGUCAAGAGUUUACGAGGGCUUACGAAAAUUGACGAGAGGAGUUGAAAGGCCUCCACCGGAACAAAAUGAGAGAGUGUACAAGCUCAACAAACGUCAUUUGCGGGCACAUGAGAUAAUAACUGAAAUUAUUAUUUUCCUCAACGUUCGCAGUAAUUACGCCUGGUUGAUGUUAGCGGCCGUACGAGCGCUUGUUGAGCAGCAACCGGCUGAAGAAGACUACUCGAAGUUCAGGUAAGCGAAGUUUUCGCGUUAAUACAUACUCUAUCGUUUUUCAGAACGUUAGACUUUGUUGGAAACGUGGUAAAUACAUUGCUUGCUUUAGAAUGUGUUGCUUAGGAACCAAACGCAAUAGGCGCUGGAAGUAUUCGAUCGAAAACUUGGUGCUGUUUCCUGGCCAUUACACUAACUGCUGUUGGGUGCAGUGUGUCUGGUAACUAUAGAGGUGAUUACGUCACACGUUGCUAUGGUCACAUGGAGUGAGCUGUCUGCGUUAUUGACAAAAAUUUUGUUUUUUGUAAUUGUUGCUUUUUUUCGGUUUUGUUUAUUUUUGUUUUGUGUUUUCAAUUUCCAGCCUCCAUCUAUAAGAGGCUCUAUUUAGUGUAACACGAAGCAUAACUUGUACCCUGUUCUUCCUUUAUUCCAGCUGGUUAGCGAUACUCAUUCUCCUGGCCUACAUGGCGAUGGUGAUUGUGAUUCUGCUCAAUGUUCUUAUCGCACAGUUGAGUUACACGUACAGCGAAGCUAAAACCAACGCAAAACUGCAAUAUGCUAUCGAUCGAAUGCGAAUUGUCACGCGCCUGGAGCACAGCAGAUUUGCCAGAUUUGUAAGUACUCCUGAAUUGUUAUCAAUUUUGAAUUGGCUUUCGGUUGCUUUUUUUCUUUUCAUAUUAUCUUUGUUUGAACGUUUGCUCAUGUUUUCAGUAGACUUUUGUAAACUUAACCCUUUAACUCCCAAGAUCUCAUUAGUAAUUCUCCUUACUGUCAGCCAUAUAGUUCUUGUGAUGUUAAUUUGGAGAAUUUGGUAUUGGAUCAACUAAUAAUCCCCUAAUUGAUAUUUUUCUUUAUUCUCAUCUCGUGUCUGCUUGAUAUUGUAUUGAUAUUUUGUGGAGAAAUUCUGUCUUCGUCACUCAUGGGAGUUGAAGUGUUAAAAGGAAUAGUACGCUACGAUAUCUUUAGACACUGCACUGCCAAAAAUUAACCUCAGCGCAAGAGAGAAAAAAAAAUCUUUUUUUUGGUUAGAUAGAAAAACACUAAAGAGGCUAUGUUUAACCACCAAAGAGAAAGAAUGGCAAAUUAUGGAGAAGAUUAAAACAGAUUGCAUUUGACGAACUUGUAAGAUGAAGUUUAUAUUGUUGAACAUAGUCAAACCGUGACCAGUGUCCUUGAGACAUUAAAAACUGCGAGGCGUCUCAUCAUUACUACUGACCGCUGUGCAUGGAAACAACAGUAACUGCAGCGACAAUAAAAAACGAUUCUAUGAACAAACGAGAUUCUUGUUGUUUUUUUUUUUGUCUUUCAGAGUUUAAGAGUGAAAUACUACAAGCAGGGCGACAGAGUCAGUGAAACAGAACUGGCCAAAGGUUUGCAGCUUUUGCGUUGAUAUAGAAAGAAAGCAAAUCUUCAUAACAAUUGAAGGACCUUUCGGUAUAACUUGUUAUUUUGCGACGAGAGAAUUGAAAUUUCGAAAGCGGAACCGUUCUGCCUAAAUUUCUGUUUGUUUUUUACCUCCGUUUAGAGAUGCUGGAGUACAGUGAUGAAAGACGACCUUGGGAAUCAAUGGAGGAGAAACUGACUCUUAUCAGGUUUGUAAUUUAUUUAGUUAUAUUCAUUUCAUCUUCUCUGUACAGCAGCUUGAAGAAUUCCAUUUAUACUGCCAGGAAAAAAACGCGAAUGAUUUCCUAAAUUUCGUAAGAUUUGGUUUAAAAUUUGAACCUCUCCAAGUGGAUUAACACGGAUUUGUGCAGAGAAAAUUUGAAGCCGAGCGUGAUUAUAUGCCUGCAUUGCCCGUCGAAACAUUCCGCUUAAAAAAUUAUGUCUUCAAUAUUUGAGUUUCUGAGAUGUAAUAAACCCCAUUUCAUCAGCCCAACCAUAAGUCCAAAGGUUUUUGAAUGAGCUUAUUAAUGGAUAAACAUCUGCGGUGUUAAAAAUGUUCUUGGUUGUACUUUGGACAAACCGCUUCGUCAAAUGCAAUUUUGAAACACGUUUAUUUCCAACGUUUAUGAGUCAGCCCUUCAUGACGGACUUUUAAGAAUAGCUUACAAGUUUACUCUCUAAGUUCUAUCUUUCCGCCAUUUUUUCUUUCGCAGAGACCUGAUGAGAAAGGUUGUGCGAAAAGUUUCCGAAAAAUCGGAAUGA
Messenger RNA from Pocillopora meandrina, 11386 nucleotides. Lineage: Eukaryota; Metazoa; Cnidaria; Anthozoa; Scleractinia; Pocilloporidae. The record is from the annotation of a GenBank genome assembly.